Messenger RNA from Ctenocephalides felis (cat flea), 1207 nucleotides. RefSeq names its product protein yellow-like. The record is from RefSeq and is a predicted model, not a curated record. Lineage: Eukaryota; Metazoa; Arthropoda; Insecta; Siphonaptera; Pulicidae. Gene Ontology annotation, cellular component: extracellular region. Bases 1 to 1152 code for a protein of 383 amino acids. The transcript is spliced from 7 exons.
AUGUGGAUACCGUUAUUUUUUAUUUUAAAUAUCGCGUUGGUAUACGCAGGAAAAUUCGAAGAAAUCUAUGCUUGGAAAGAUGUAGAUUUUGUGUGGCCUUCUAAUGAAAUAAAAGAAGAAUAUAUUAAAAAUGGUACAUACAUCAAGGAAAAUAAUCUUAUCUUGGGAAUGGCUAGGUGGCAAGAUAAGUUAUUCCUCACAAUUCCCAGAUGGAAAAGUGGGGUAGCCUCCACAUUGGCCUAUAUACCACUUAAUGAAACCAUUGGGAAAACCAAAACUCCAGAGUUGAUACCAUAUCCAAAUCUGAAGUAUAACACUCUACCUGAAAUUCCUAAAGAUUAUAAAUGCUGUGAUAAAAAGUUAUACGAAGAUGAAAAUUUACUUUCUGUAUUCAGAAUUAGGGUUGACGAAUGUGAUAGACUUUGGGUAUUAGACGCUGGAUCUAUUGACAUAAUUGGUGAGGUACUGGACCCACGUAGUUGCAAUGACACCAUCGCUUAUAUUUCUGAUCCAAAUGGCUAUGGGCUCGUAGUAUACUCAUUUGACGCAGAUGAAUCCUGGCGAAUUGAACACAACUAUUUCCACAGCGAUCCUUUGUCAGGACAAUACGAUGUGGGUGGUGUUCAGUUUUUCUGGCCUGAUGGAGUCUUUGGAGUUGCUUUGUCUAAAGUCCAGGAUGAUGGAUUCCGUACUGCUUAUUUCCAACCUGGUGCUAGUAGCAAGCAAUUUAAAGUUUCUACGAGGGUUCUUUCAAAUGCUUCAUAUGCGAACAGUUUCGAUGCAUUCCACGAAUUUAAGCUUAUUGGUGAUAGAGGACCAAAUGCUGAAUGUACCUCAAGCUACAUGGAUGAAGAAUCUGGUGUAGUAUUUUAUGCCGAAAUAAAUAAAUACAGUAUCACAUGCUAUCACAUGCUGGAAUUCUGCAAAACCAUAUAUUGUUCAAAUUUAGGUAUUGUUGAUUACGAUGUAGAAAAGUUAAUAUUUCCAGAUGAGAUAUUUAUUGAUUCUGAGAAAAAUGUGUGGAUACUUUCAAACAAAAUGCCGCAAUUUUUAUAUAAAAAACUGGAUCCUAAUGAAAUCAACUAUCGCAUACUGAAAGUAAAAGUCAAAGAUGCAAUUUCAGGAACUCCUUGUGAGGAAGCAACUACAUAAAAAUAACUCUUCACACUAGCAGAAGUGUAAAAGUUAUCAUAAAUUAUUAUUUGAA